AUGGUAACGUCACAUCUCCCAUCUUUUAGAAGUCGUACGAUCGGAAUAGGAAUACCUCGCAAACUUCAUCUACCUCUUUUUUUACUUCGAGGUCUUAGUUUAGUACCUGCAAGUUAUGGCUUCAUUUCUUAUAUUAUUGCAGCAGAACACGUCCCUUUCCGUGAUUCUGGUGGUUUACUUGAAUUAAGAAGUACUGAAUUGGAUUAUUGGCUAGGUGCAAUGUGGUGUCUUUUGUCUGGCCUUUGGAGUUAUUGGCUUGCAGAUGGAUUAAUGCGUCGAUGGCUUUUUUAUUAUGAAGUUACAAGUAUCAUUAUUCGUCUUAUUUCCUUACAAGCAAUCAAUUGGGUGGUAACAGCUUUUGUUGUUACACAUUAUGGUCCAGAUGAACCGGUAUGGGCUUGGGUAGUAUGUAGCAUUGUUUUAGGUAUAUGCAACGUUAUUCAAUGGUUAUUCACAUCUACAACAAAAUAUGUUAAAGCUAAUGAUCCGGAGACAUUAAGACAAAUGACUUUAAGAGAUAUACAGAGAUAUAUUGUCAUUCCUUUAGCUAUUGCUGCAUUUGUUACAAUGUUAUUUCUGCUCGAACAACAAUCAAAAUUUCGAUACACUUCAAAUUUGGGGUUAACUAAUUACAAAUUACAUACCAAUUUAUCACUUAAUGAAAUAAAAUCAGAUUCAAAAGUUAAAGUAAUUAUGGUCAUAUUAACAUCUUGGGCAGAAAGUGGUUAUCAAAAACGAAUGAAUUUUCGUGAGACCACAAUUAAAUUAAUCCCUCAGAAUUCAAAUAAAAUUUCUCUUGCAUAUAGAUUCAUUCUCGGGGAUGCGCCUUCCGCAAAAGUUCACAUGAACAUGGGGAAGAAAAUUCUCGCAGAAUCAGAGAGAUACAAUGACUUGCUCAUUGUACCUGCAUCUGAUCUUUACGAUAACCUUAGUCAUAAAGUUUAUAAAAGUUUUGAAUGGGCAAAUAAAUAUGAUUUCAAUUAUUUUGUGAAAACAGAUGAUGACAUGUUCGUGCGUAUGGAUACUGUCGUUCGGGAAUUAGAAGAGUUGGGAUCUGGGCAAAAAUACUACUGGCGAGGUCUGGGGAAUAUUCCAAUUCAUAAUUCUAAUAACAAAAAUUCAGCAUUUGAUUACAAAUUACCGAUGUUCCCACCUUUUACAGCUGGGUCACUUUAUAUUUUGUCUCGCGACAUAAUUUCAAUUAUUACCACUGAUGCUCCUCGACUUUUCACAAAAAAUGAGGAAGAAAAUUUAGGAAUCUGGCUUUUUCCUUAUAAUAUCAAACCGAUUCAUGAUAGACGUAUACAAAAAGCAGAUGUUUGCGAAGAUGAUAUGAUUGCAAAACAUUUUAGCGAUUCUUAUGAUCCAGAUCGAAGUAUGAAGGAUAUGUAUGAAAAUGUCAUUAAUAAUAGACGUACGUGUGAAGGGUUUAGACAAAGAUUUUGUGCAUUGUGUUAUCCAUGUUGGGGCAGGGAAAAUAAUUGGCGAGGUCGAGGUUUUGAUUGUGAUGAUGUUAAGGGUAUUACUUUAUUACGGCAAACAGAAGUUCUCCUUGACAAAUCUGAAACUUCUAUUAAAGUAUUUGAUAAACCUCAAAACAUUACUAUGGGAAGUAAAGAGGAUGAAUGGAUAAUACCUGGACUUCUUUCAGAACAUUCAUCUAUUUAUUCUGGAACGAAUCAAUGGUAUCUAUUACAUUGGUUAUACUGGACAACAGAUUUAUCUACUUUUCAAGAACGUCACUAUAAAACCAUUGAGCUCAUAUGGGUACAUACUCCUAAUGCCAUUGUUUUUGUUCUCACAACUACAUUACCGGAUGAUUUCUUUACUAAAUAUUUAGAGCAAGGAUAUAGAAUUUAUGUAAUUAAAUUUAAUAAGGAAUUAUUAUUGAAAAGGCAUUGGUACCUUGGGCAAAAUUCUAAAAAUUGGCUUAAAAACUGGAACAAAUGGGAAAAGUCUCAAUAUUUUUUGUCACAUCUCACCGAUUACAUGCGAUAUAUACUUCUUCAUAAAUAUGGUGGUAUGUACAUGGAUAUAGAUUCACUUUGGAUACGUACUCCACCAGAUACACAAAUAGAAUUUAUUGGUUCAGACUAUUCUAAAAUUGCAUCAGAUUCUGAGUGGACCCUUGAUAAGGAUGGUACAUAUCUUUCACCAGGAAUUAUGCGUUUUCGUAAAGGUUGGUCAAUGUUUCGGGAAAUAGCGGAACGAGCAUUUUCCCCAACUUACACUACAGAUUGUUUUAAUUGUGUGGGUCCUCGUGCUAUCACAAUGUAUGUAAAAGAAUAUAGAAAUACUUUAGAAGAAAAUGGAUUUACCAUACUUCCCGGAAGAAUUCUUUAUCCUUACAAUUAUCUCGAAGUUGAUAAACUCUUAAAUUAUGAUCGAACAGCAAUUCAAGAACUUUCAAAAAUUGAGAAAAAUUCAUGGAGCAUUCAUUUAUUUGGAAAAAUGACAAAUUUUAAAACGAUUGAGGAUAGUAGUGUAGUAGGAGUAACCAUUAAGAAGUUUUCAUUAGACAUACCACAUUCGCCAGCGCCAUUAAUAGGAAAUGGAAAACCAAGUUUUCAAAAUCGAAAUUUAUCAUAUCCAUUUGUAUUAGAAGGACCUAAACAAUAUCGAUUUACAUUCAUGACAACAAUUAAGGAAAUAGAUCAAUAUGCUGGUUCACUGAAUGGAAAAUUUGAAGGAUUAUAUGUUAUUUUUGUACGUGGUGGUCCCCCUACAGCACUUAAAUCGAUUAUUUAUGCAAAAGCAAAUAAAGGGAAAUUAUCAUUUAAUUCAAAUGGAGGAGAUUGGAGUGAAACUUCCAUAACAAUUAGUAAUCCAACAAAAAAAGAUGUUAAUGCUAUUUUAAAUACUUUAAUUUAUCGACCUAAUAAAAUUUUACAAAAGACAGGUGGUAAAGACGUUAUCGAAUUGAAAGUAACAUUUGGAGAACAUCGCACAAAAUUGAGUAUUGAAGUUUUAAUACCAGUACCAAAAUGA
Molecule: messenger RNA, 2988 nt
Organism: Diversispora eburnea
Lineage: Eukaryota; Fungi; Glomeromycota; Glomeromycetes; Diversisporales; Diversisporaceae
Source: the annotation of a GenBank genome assembly